UGCGCCCUCACAACUCAACUGACAGCGCGGAGCACGGACGGGUUAUAAACCGAGUUUAGUUAUAUAUUUUACCUGAUAAACGAGUUGAAAGCAAAUGUAAACCGCAGACGGUAUAUCGGAUGUCAUUACAUUAUUUUUCGUACUCUGUAUCGAUAAAAUUGCCCUUUUGCAUCAUUGAUGCUCUCAAAUGUUCAUGAUGACUCGUAUGUUUUAGACAUGCUGGUUUCUGGUUUCAAAAUAAUCAAAUAGCACUGGAGACAAAAUAAGCGGAGAAUAUAACAUCAAUAAUCCGCUCUACUUCUACACCCGCGACCAGCGUUGAAAACAGACAUGCGAUGUGCGAAGGCGCUGCAGCUCACCCUUGCGGUCAUUAAACCAGAUGCUGUGGCUCACCCUCUCAUUUUGGAGACACUUCAUCAGAAGAUUCUAGAAAACUUCUUUAUUAUCAGAAAGAAUGAUCUGGUGUGGAGAAGAGAAGAUUCAGAAAACUUUUAUGCUGAACAUGCAGGGUGUUAUUUCUAUCAAAGACUGGUUGAAUUCAUGUCAAGUGGCCCAAUGAGAGCUUACAUCCUGGCCAGGGAAGAUGCUAUCACCUACUGGAGAGGGAUGAUGGGCCCCACAAAAGUGUUUAGAGCACAUUUCACUUCACCAAACACCCUCCGUGGCCAGUAUGGGCUCACUGAUACCAGAAACACCACCCAUGGUUCAGAUUCCAUUGAGUCAGCCAAGAAAGAGAUUGCCUUUUUCUUCCCAGAAUUCGCUGCUGAUGAGUGGAUGGAGAGGGAGGAGCCAGUUUUUAGGUUAGGACUUAUUGAAUAUAAUGAGCAGAGCAAAGUUCAUACUCUACAAGAAACAAGAUGAACAAACCUGCAGUGAUUUAUGGGCUAGUGGAUCUUUAGAUAUCAAUGUUACAUUAACAUGCCUCACAAUUUUACCAGUUUUCUGCAUGUUAAUUAUUUGGGUUUGUUACUCCCUUGUGAGAGCAUACACUAUCAAACAUCAACACUGCCCCUCUGCCAAUAAAUACAAUUAUAUUUAUUAGUAUGCCUUUCAUUUGUCUGUAUUAUAAAUAUGCUCUAGCUUUGCAUGAGAGGUUAAUACAUGUUUUUUCUCUACAUAAUUCAGACACAUUCUUUUGCAUUUUAUUUCAGUUCAUGCAAUGUCCCUGUCAUGACAUACUGUCCAUACAUAAAAACAGAAUAGGUUGGCUAUAAUCACACAAACCACUUUACAUGGUGAUGAGUGUCUCAGUCAUAAUUUGGGAAUUUAGAACAAUAAAAUUAAAAAUAAAAAUGGAUUAACUAUUAAUAUUAUACAUUCAAUUAACAAAUGUGGCAAUAAAAGUAUCAUCGCAAUCAAAGCAACAGGUUUUGUGUAACAUGGGAAAAGGUAACACUUUACAAAAAGGUUCCAUUUGUUAACAUGUAGUUAACAUGAAAUAACAACAAACAAUACUUUUACAGCAUUUAUUAAUCUUGGUUAAUAGUUUCAACCUAUACUAAUACAUUUUUUAAAUCAACA
Messenger RNA from Xyrauchen texanus (razorback sucker), 1521 nucleotides. RefSeq names its product nucleoside diphosphate kinase 6-like. Gene Ontology annotation, biological process: CTP biosynthetic process; UTP biosynthetic process; GTP biosynthetic process. Gene Ontology annotation, molecular function: nucleoside diphosphate kinase activity. Bases 331 to 861 code for a protein of 176 amino acids. NCBI's taxonomy places the organism in Eukaryota, Metazoa, Chordata, Actinopteri, Cypriniformes, Catostomidae. The transcript is spliced from 5 exons. The record is from RefSeq and is a predicted model, not a curated record.